AUGGAUGACCUUUAUGAUGAGUUUGGUAACUACAUCGGCGAUGCGGAAUCAGAGGAGGAGCAGGAAGAUGUGCAGCCUCAAGCCUUCAAGUUUGAUGAGGCUUUUGAUGAUGAGGAAGAGGAAGUCAAUGAUCAACAAUUGAUGGAAAUCGAUGAAGGACCUUCCAAUGCGGUCAUUUUGCAUGAAGACAAGCAAUAUUACCCCAGCGCACAGCAAGUCUAUGGAGAGGAUGUGGAAACUAUGGUCCAGGAGGAAGAUGCUCAGCCAUUAUCAGAGCCGAUCAUCGCCCCGGUUCAGCAGAAGAAGUUUGCGAUCUCAGAGUCUGACCUUCCACCCGUACAUUUCUCUCGGGGAUUCAUGUCGGAUCUCUUGAACUUCCCAGCACAAAUAAGAAAUAUCGCAAUCGUUGGUCAUCUACACCAUGGAAAAUCUGCCUUCAUGGAUAUGCUGGUCAAACAGACGCACGACCUGACAGAGCGGUUGGACAAGCGCAUAGGGCGGAAGAGAGAAGAACAGCUUCGAUACACUGAUAUACAUUUCUUGGAAAGAGAACGUGGUCUCUCAAUCAAGACAGCACCGAUGAGUCUCGUUCUCCAGGGGACGAAAGGAAAAUCUCACUUGAUCAAUAUCCUUGAUACCCCUGGACAUGUGAACUUUGUCGAUGAAGUGGCUGCCUCCAUCCGCCUAGCUGAUGGCGUGGUACUAGUCGUCGACGUUGUUGAGGGUGUUCAGGCAAACACUGAGCAAAUCAUCAAGCAUGCAGUAUUGGAAGACCUCCCCUUGACUUUGGUCGUCAAUAAGAUGGAUCGACUCAUACUCGAGCUGAAACUUCCCCCGAAUGACGCCUAUUUCAAAUUAAAGCAUGUGAUUGAAGAGGUCAACACAAUCAUCGAGAACAUUUUGCCAGGACAAGGCGAACGACGACGAUUGAGUCCCGAGAAGGGCAAUGUUGCCUUCGCAUCAAGCUCCAUGAAUUGGUGCUUUACAUUGCAGUCAUUUUCCCGGAUGUACGCAGACACUUACCCGAGCUUGGAUUCAACAGAAUUUGCUGCGCGGCUUUGGGGAGACAUCUUCUACAAUCCUAAGAGCCGAAAGUUCACUCGCAAGGGAGUAGAGGAGAACGCGAAACGGUCAUUUGUUAAGUUUAUCUUGGAGCCGAUCUACAAGCUGUACUCCCACACCCUAAGCGAGAGCCCCGAGGAUCUAAACGAGACUCUGGCCAGCGUCGGCGUCACUCUGAAGCCUACUCAACUCAAGACCGAUGCCAAGGAACUACUCAAUCUUGUUUGCGAGCAAUUCUUUGGCCCUGCGAGUGGGUUUGUGGACAUGGUUGUUCAACAUGUUCCCUCCCCGGUGGAAGGUGCCCAGAGGGCAUUAGAGCGAUACUACACCGGCCCCGUGGAUACCAAGGUUGGGGCCUCAAUGGUCGCAUGUGAUCAAGACGGCCCUCUCGUCAUUCAUGUUACCAAACUCUUCAGCAGCACCGAUGCUGGAAGCUUCUAUUCUUUCGGUAGGAUUAUGAGUGGCACAGCACGACCCGGUCAGCAGGUUCGUGUUUUGGGUGAAGGCUACACGCCAGAAGAUGAGGAAGACAUGGUCAUCGCGACCAUAUCCGACACGUGGAUUGCGGAAACGCGUUACAACGUGCCGACUGAUGGCGUCCCUGCCGGAAACUGGGUUCUUUUGGGUGGCGUAGACAAUUCCAUUGUCAAAACCGCGACGCUAGUGCCAUUGAAGCUCGAAGAUGAUGAGGAGGCAUAUGUCUUCCGCCCGAUUCGGCACAUGACCGAGUCAGUGUUCAAGGUUGCUGUUGAGCCCGUCAAUCCCUCGGAGCUUCCUAAGAUGUUGGAUGGAUUGCGAAAAAUCAACAAAAGUUACCCACUCAUCUCAACCAAGGUCGAAGAGUCUGGCGAGCAUGUGGUUUUGGGAACCGGCGAGCUUUACAUGGACUGUGUGCUCCACGACCUACGGAGACUGUAUUCGGAGAUGGAGAUCAAGGUCUCCGACCCCGUCACACGCUUCUGUGAGACCGUCGUGGAGACUUCAGCCAUCAUGUGUUACUCCAUCACCCCGAACAAGAAGAAUAAGAUCACCAUGAUUGCGGAGCCUUUAGAUGAUGGGAUUGCAGAGGACAUCGAAAGCGGCAAAGUCAGUAUCAAGGACCCUAUUCGGAAGGUUGCCCGAUACUUUGAGGACAAUUAUGAUUGGGACAAGCUUGCAGCCCGAAGCAUCUGGGCGUUUGGGCCUGAUGAAAUGGGUCCCAAUAUACUCCAGGAUGAUACCUUGCCCUCCCAAGUGGACAAGAAGCUUCUCGGCACCGUGAGAGAUUCCAUCACUCAAGGCUUCAGCUGGGGUACACGGGAAGGCCCUCUUUGUGAAGAACCGAUCCGGAACACAAAGUUCAGACUCACGGAUGUGUCCCUGGCCGAUCAAGCUAUCUACCGCGGUGGAGGCCAAAUCAUUCCUACGGCCCGUCGUGCAGUAUACUCAUCCUUCCUCAUGGCAUCCCCGCGUCUCAUGGAGCCAAUCUAUUCUUGCACAAUGACUGGGCCUGCAGAUGCCGUGGCAUCGGUUUACACGGUCUUGUCGCGCCGAAGAGGACAUGUCCUGUCAGAUGGGCCUAUCGCAGGAACCCCUCUUUACUCAGUGCGCGGUUUGAUCCCAGUGAUUGACUCAUUCGGUUUUGAGACCGAUCUUCGAAUUCACACGCAAGGUCAAGCUAUGGUCAAUCUUGUGUUUGAUAAGUGGAGUGUGGUCCCUGGUGAUCCAUUGGACCGUGAUGUCAAACUCAAACCUUUGGAGAUGGCGCCUGCCAUGGCCACUGCUCGCGACUUUGUCUUGAAGACACGAAGACGUAAGGGUCUGGCCGAGGAUGUCACUGUUAGCAAGUUCUUGGAGCCUGAGCUUUGGAAGGGAUUGAAAGAAAGUGGUGUUCUCGACUCAUGA
This is a messenger RNA of Penicillium bovifimosum, 2946 nucleotides long. Its product is annotated as U5 snRNP component Snu114, putative. Gene Ontology annotation, biological process: mRNA splicing, via spliceosome. Gene Ontology annotation, cellular component: U2-type catalytic step 2 spliceosome; U4/U6 x U5 tri-snRNP complex; cytosol. The transcript is spliced from 4 exons. The coding region runs from base 1 to 2946 and encodes 981 amino acids. Gene Ontology annotation, molecular function: U5 snRNA binding; translation elongation factor activity; GTPase activity. The record is from RefSeq and is a predicted model, not a curated record. NCBI's taxonomy places the organism in Eukaryota, Fungi, Ascomycota, Eurotiomycetes, Eurotiales, Aspergillaceae.